This is a messenger RNA of Danio aesculapii, 3227 nucleotides long. RefSeq names its product alanyl (membrane) aminopeptidase-like a (gene anpepla). Gene Ontology annotation, cellular component: cytoplasm. The coding region runs from base 130 to 3006 and encodes 958 amino acids. NCBI's taxonomy places the organism in Eukaryota, Metazoa, Chordata, Actinopteri, Cypriniformes, Danionidae. The record is from RefSeq and is a predicted model, not a curated record. Gene Ontology annotation, biological process: peptide catabolic process; proteolysis. Gene Ontology annotation, molecular function: peptide binding; metalloaminopeptidase activity; zinc ion binding. The transcript has 19 exons.
ACACACACACACAUAUACACACACAUGCACACGCACACUUCACUACAGUCCAGAUAGACGCGAUCCUGUCAUUAACUCCUAUAUCUUUCCUCACAACAUCUCCAGAGACUUCAUUCUGACUCUGCGGUCAUGGGGAAAGGCUUUUAUAUCAGUAAACCUCUUGGUUUUGUACUACUUGCGUUGGUCGUUGGGUCCCUGCUUACCAUCCUUGGCUUAUCAGUAGUUUACACUCAAGAAAAACGAAGAAAUGAGGAAAAUAUCGUGAUCGAGGCGCGUAUGGUGACGACUUUUGCACCCUACAGCACUUUAAUACCAUCAAAUGAGCCCUGGGACAAACACAGACUGCCUGAUACACUUCUUCCUGAAUACUACAACAUCACGCUAUGGCCUCGGUUGACGAAGAAUGAUUUGGGAAUGUAUAUUUUUACUGGUAAAUCUGGAGUGGCGUUUUUGUGUAUGAAGGAGACCGACCUGAUCCUUAUUCAUUCCAGUAACCUCAACUUCAGUUUGACGGCGGAGAUGCACCAUGCAAAGUUGAUGGGAUUGAGUGGCACAAGAGCUCCGGUCAUAUUGAAGACCUGGUUUGAAAGCCAAACAGAGUUCAUGGUGAUUCAGCUCAUGGAGAAUCUACAAGUGGGGAAGUCCUACUGGCUCUAUACUGAAUUUCGUGGAGAGCUGUCGGAUGACCUAGGAGGAUUUUACAGAAGUGAAUAUGUUGAAAAUGGGGUGAAAAAAAUUGUCGCCACCACACAGAUGCAGCCCACCUUUGCCAGGACUGCUUUUCCUUGCUUCGAUGAGCCCUCAAUGAAAGCCGUUUUUCAUCUGACUCUCAUUCACCCUCCUGGAACUGUGGCUCUGGCUAAUGGCAUGGAGACAGGCACUGAAAACACCACAAUAGAAAAUCAGGAGGUUUUACAGACCAGAUUUGAGCCGACUGAAAAAAUGUCCACAUACCUGCUGGCCUUCGUCGUCAGUGAAUUUACCAGCAUACAAUCCCCACCAGGAGUUAACAACAUUCUGGUCAGAAUUUGGGGACGUAGAGAAGCCAUCGAGAACGGACAGGGAGAUUACGCCCUAAAUGUUACAUUCCCGAUUUUGAAGUAUUUAGAAAGCUAUUACAACACCACAUACCCCCUGUCCAAAUCAGACCAAAUCGCUCUGCCUGAUUUUUCCGCUGGAGCAAUGGAGAACUGGGGUCUGGUCACAUACAGAGAAGCUUCUCUUUUCUACGAGCCGAAAUCAUCCUCUCAUGAAGAUAAAGAAUGGGUGACCACUGUAAUCUCACAUGAACUUGCCCACAUGUGGUUUGGUAACCUUGUGACCAUGAGAUGGUGGAAUGAUCUUUGGCUCAAUGAAGGCUUUGCAAGUUAUGUUUCAUAUCUCGUAGCUGAUUAUGCUCAGCCUACCUGGAAUAUUAAAGAGCUGAUGGUCCUGCAGCAGGUUUACCAGGCGUUUACAGUCGACGCUCUUGUGUCCUCACACCCUCUGUCUUCCCGAGAGGAUGAAGUUAACACCCCGCACCAAAUCGAAGAGCUGUUUGAUGUCAUAACAUACAGCAAGGGGUCUGCAGUGCUGAGAAUGCUGUCUGAGUUCCUGUCAGAGUCCCUCUUCGCUAAAGGACUUCAUAACUAUUUGCAAGAGUAUGCAUACAGCAAUACAGUGUACACAGAUCUCUGGAAAAAACUGCAGGAAGUUGCAGACUCUGAUGAAAACAUCCAUCUCCCAGCCUCAAUAAAUGAAAUAAUGAAUCGCUGGAUUCUUCAGACAGGCUUCCCUGUUGUAACUAUUGACACUCAUACAGGAAGCAUCUCUCAGCAGCACUUCCUGAUUGACCCAGAGGCAGUAGUAAACAAAUCAUCUGAAUACAAUUACGAGUGGUUUGUGCCCAUCACAUGGAUGAAGAGCGGUAAAAACAUGGGCCAGUACUGGCUCCUUAAUAAAAGCACUUCAUAUGAGCUCAUGAAGACAGAGACCGACUGGGUACUGGCUAAUCUGAAUGUCACGGGAUACUACAGAGUUAAUUAUGAUUCCCAGAACUGGGAACGUCUCAUUACACAACUGACUUCAGAUCAUCAAGUUAUUUCAGUUCUCAACAGGGUUCAGAUCAUCGAUGAUGCAUUUACUUUGGCGAGGGCAAAGAUUCUCAACAUAACCAUGGCCCUGAGAACAACCCAGUAUCUCUCAAAGGAGAUGGAGUACAUACCAUGGGAAUCUGCCAUAAGAAAUCUGGGAUACUUUUUUCUCAUGUUUGACCGAACAGAAGUCCGCGGACCUUUGGAGGCUUACCUGCGGAGAAAGGUGGAACCACUUUUUCAACACUUCAAAGUCAUCACAUCAAACUGGACUCGGAAACCUACGAGACACACGGACCAAUACAACCAGUUGAAUGCAAUCACAAUGGCCUGCAAAACUGGAGUCAAAGCAUGUUCAGAGCUCACCAGCAUGUGGUACCGACAAUGGAUGAAGAACCCGAACGUCAACCCGAUUCCUCCAAAUCUGAAGACUGUUGUGUACUGUAAUGCCAUUGCUGCUGGUGGUGUCAAAGAGUGGGAUUUUGGAUGGGCGAUGUACAAGAACAGCACUGUAGCUACAGAGGCUGCGAAACUGAUAUAUGCUCUGUCCUGCACUAAAGAGCCCUGGCUGUUGAACAGAUACCUGCAAUACACAAUUGAUCCAAACCUGAUCAGGAAGCAGGACAUCAGCUAUGCCAUUGUGUAUAUUGCCGGCAAUGUAAUUGGCCAGCCCCUGGCUUGGGACUUUAUCAGAUCCAAAUGGCAACUUAUGAAAAAAGAAUUUGCAGUCCUGAUCAAGGGCACCGCAAAAACGUUUUCCACAGAAUUUGAACUGCAACAGUUACAACGAUUCAAAGAAGACGUUGCAGCGAGUGGCGUUAGUUUGGGCACACAUGCAAUAGAACAGGCCAUCGAGCAAACCAAAGCCAAUGUUAAAUGGGUCUCUGAAAACAAAGCGCAAGUGAUGGACUGGCUGAUCCAACAGUCAGCCUGAAUGCAUUCUCUCAAUCCAAACAUUUUUGCUAUUAAAUAUUUUCCGACUAUUUUAUAGAUUUAUAUAAUUUUGAAAAUGAUUACACAGAAAAGUUGUAAGCAAGAUGAUCUUUUGUUGUGUGCACUUGAUUAAAAUAAAAAUGAAAAAUGUACAUAUUUUGCUGUAUUUUAUGACUUGCCUUCCAUCACUCAAUAUGUAUAUACAGUAUGUGUGUAUGCAUU